This is a messenger RNA of Necator americanus (New World hookworm), 2427 nucleotides long. RefSeq lists its product as uncharacterized. The record is from RefSeq and is a predicted model, not a curated record. The transcript has 6 exons. Lineage: Eukaryota; Metazoa; Nematoda; Chromadorea; Rhabditida; Ancylostomatidae. The coding region runs from base 1 to 2427 and encodes 808 amino acids.
AUGUUUAAGAAUCAAGCAAUCAUGCCUGUAAGGCCUCCUACGCAGUUUAUGAUAGGUCUUAUCUUGAACGUUGAAGGAUCUUCAGAGGCAAGCUCACUGUCAGAGUUCAGCUUACUUCUGCGAUAUCUCUGUGUGCCUUUUGCUGCACUGCAGGAAACAUGCAUGAGAGAUCCGCCCGUAAUCAGCAUCGAAAAUUACACCACAUACUGUGGCGAUGCUGAUGAGAACAAAGUGGUCAUUGUCGGAAUCGACGCAAAUGCGAAGAUGGGACUCGAACAGCAAUCCGAUGUGCUAGGAAAAUGGUGCUAUGCAGCGGAGUGCACGUCGGAGAACGGUGACCGUCUGGUCGACUUGUGCGAACAGACAGGCCACAUCAUCGCUUCCACGUUUAAGAGGAAUCAUCGACGCCAGCUCGACUACGUUCUGGCGAGGAACAUUCCUCAGUCAGAUAUCCGAAAAUCUGGGGCUGUUUGGGACGUCGCGUUCGACUCUGACCACCGUCCAGUUCUUCUCAGCUUCAAGAUACGGUUCCACAAGAGAAACCAAGGAGUUCCUCUUCAACUGGAAAUCGACAUGGCAGGUCUGAAAGACGAUGAAUGCAGAAGAAAAUUCCGCCAACGUGUGUCUAUUCAUGUUGGAGUACGGACCAGGAAGAAGCUUAGCGAUGCGGAUUCCUUCACAAAGUGCAUCCAGGACGCUGCGAGGGAAACGCUCCCGGUUCUAUUGCCGCGGAAGAAGUUUGCCUUUGCAUCUGCGGAAACAAAAUCCACAUACAAUUCUAACCGGCUAGCACCGUCAGCCCCUAAACUUGAACACGUUCAUAGACCGACAUACGCGGUUAACGAGGAGCCACCGACCGUGUCGGAGGUCCUGGUCUGCAUUCAAAAAAUGAAGAAUGGAAAACCUGGCGGAGACGACGGGAUUAGCGCAGAAAUGCUAAAAUAUCUUCCUCUGUCUGGGAUUCGUGAGAUUACAAAGAUCAUCCGUUCAAUAUGGAUAGACGAAAGGAUACCUGAUUCGUGGAGACACGCUAUCAUAAUUCCCCUCCACAAGAAGUUAUCCGUCACGGACCCCAGCAAUUAUCGAGGAAUCUCUUUGCUGCGUGUUAUGUACAAGGUAUUGGAGCGCAUUAUCCUGGACCGACUCAUUAAACAUCGCGAAGAACAUCGCGACGAGCAAGCUGGCUUUCGUCCUGGCCGAUCUACGAUUGACCAGGUGUUCAUCGUCAGGAGAGUGAUCGAAAUCUGGCAGCGGUAUUCGAAGCCAAUGCAACUAGCGUUUCUGGACUUUGAAGCCACGUUCGACUCUCCUCACCGAGGCCGUCUUCUCAACGCGCUGAGCGCCGACGGAGUACCAGGAAAGUUCGUUCGCUUGCUUGAUGACAUGAAUCAACGAACAACUGCUGCAGUUCGAACACCAGCCGGAUGUACAACAUCGUUUGAAGUGGUAACUGGAGUAAGACAAGGGGCAGUGGCAGGUUUCCUGUUCAAUUUCGCAAUCGACGACAUUAUGCGAAAAACAGUCGAGCAGUGUCCUGCCGACAUUUUCUUAGCACCAUCUGGGUGCCCCUUGACUGACCUCGAGUACUCCGACGAUGUUGUUAUAUUCGCGGAAAGCAGUACGAAACUUCAACAUGUUGUCAACCUUGUAUCGAAGCUGGCUGCAGCCUAUGGACUACGCCUAUGCUCUGAUAAAUGCAAGCAGAUGUGGAUCUCUUCGAGACCACGAACGGGAAUCGUGGUGGACGGACAACCGAAAGAACUUGUCGAUGAGUUCUGUUACCUAGGCCGUACGCUGAAGAACAAUGGCAGCUACGAGAGAGAUGUUCAGCAAAGAUGCGCUAAGGCCACUUCUGCAUUUAACUCCUUAACGAAAUCAAUUCGCCCCAUCAUGAUGUACGGAUCGGAGACUUGGGCAGCACCAUCAACGGUUAUGGAGAGGCUUGACUGCACGGAACGAAAGCUGCUUAGACGGCUACUUGGCUACUUUUGGCCUAGGGUAUGUCACAAUGAAGAUCUUUACGCAGAAAUUGAUGUGUUAUACCGGCGGAUCACACGUGGAAAACAUCAACAUCUUGCACCGCCAUCGAAAGUGGCUAAAGUAAAUCGUCUUUGCUUCUUUGGUCAUAUAUUAAGGAGACCGGCAGAUCGCCUUGUUCAACGAGGUCUGAGGAGUUCGUCGGGUUCGAGCUGGAAGAAGCCACCUGGCCGAAAACGGAAGUUCUGGACUGAGGCGGUGAAAGAGGACCUGAGGACACUUGGCGUGGAUAGGCAGUUCAGGCAAGACGUAAGGUUUCGCAGAAUAUGGAAUAGCGACGAAUGGAUUGAUUCUGUGCAAGCUCUCGCAGAAGAUCGAGAAAGUUGGGCACAGCUGUGUUCAAGGGCGGCACACCUCGGUGAAGAUGCGGGUAAUCGCGUCAGGCGAUGA